Molecule: messenger RNA, 258 nt
Organism: Geodia barretti
Lineage: Eukaryota; Metazoa; Porifera; Demospongiae; Tetractinellida; Geodiidae
Source: the annotation of a GenBank genome assembly
AUGGGUCUGAACAUCAAGAACGAGGAAACCUGCCGGCUCGCCCGCGAACUCGCGCGGUUGACCGGAGAGAGCAUGACCGGCGCGAUUACCGUUGCACUCAGGGAGCGUCUUGGUCGGAGGAAGCGCGAACGCAACGUUGAUGAGCGUCUCAGGGAGCUCCGCGCGAUCGCAGAGCGGUGCGCCAAGCUGAUGGGACCCGGCCCAUCUGCCGUGGAGCACGGCGAUCUGCUCUACGACGAGCGGGGUCUGCCCAAGUGA